CUUCUCCUCUUGUUCUAUUUUUUUUUUCCGAUUCGAGCAAAACAAUUUUCACAAACGAAGUUUUUUUUUCUUUCCCCCAUCACUCUCGCACUUCUCCACCUUGAACUCUCUCUUGCUCGAUUCCGGUGAUUCUCAUUCGCUUUUACUGCUUUUUUUAAGGGUUCACGAUCUGAGGGUUUUUGAUUUACUCUUAUUGGAGUUGUCAAUUUGAAAAAAUGUCGCAAUCAGCUGUAGAUGUGCCGCCAAAAGGUGGGUUCAGCUUCGAUCUGUGUAAGAGAAAUGAUAUGCUUACACAAAAGGGUCUUAAAGCUCCUUCUUUUUUGAAGACUGGUACUACCAUCGUUGGUUUGAUUUUCAAGUUUCAGCUAUCAAGGUCAUGUCUCUGCUGCGCUUGUGCUUGGUGGAGUUGAUAUCACUGGGCCUCAUCUGCAUACUAUAUACCCACACGGUUCAACUGACACUCUUCCAUUCGCUACAAUGGGUUCUGGUUCUCUUGCUGCUAUGUCUGUGUUUGAGGCAAAGUACAAAGAAGGCCUAACUAGGGAUGAGGGAAUUAAGUUGGUCGCUGAAGCCAUAUGCUCGGGUAUAUUCAAUGACUUGGGUAGUGGUAGCAACGUGGACAUCUGCGUGAUUACAAAGGGGAACAAGGAAUAUCUGAGGAAUUACAUGGAACCAAACCCAAGAACGUAUGUCAGCAGCAAAGGUUAUUCCUUCACCAAGAAAACCGAGGUUCUUCUCACCAAAAUCACCCCAUUGUUGGAGCGAGUGGAGAUUACAGAAGUGGGUGAAGCCAUGGAGGAAUGAAUAAAUCAUUCUCAAAACCUUUGCAUUGAUCUACACCAAGGCUCUUUGUACUCUCAUGUUAUCAUCUUCCCCAUGUUUAAGGAUCAUUCGAUACUUCUUGGUCUAUGUUCAUCUUAGAUUUUUCUAUAGAGAGAGAGAGAUUUCUUUCUUUCGAAUCGUAUAAAAAAAACUUGGGUUUCUGCAUUUUUCUACUUGUACUCGGUGCUUUCUCACUUUUGUCUUCUUGAAAAACCACCAAAACAAA
This is a messenger RNA of Camelina sativa (false flax), 1048 nucleotides long. NCBI's taxonomy places the organism in Eukaryota, Viridiplantae, Streptophyta, Magnoliopsida, Brassicales, Brassicaceae. The record is from RefSeq and is a predicted model, not a curated record.